UUUCAGAACAAUCGUACCAAACCCUAAGACCCUUCUCUCAGCUUCUGUUGAGCUGAUUAAUUUAUCUUUCAAUUCCGAUCGCCCUCGUGGAUUCGAUUCUUCUUCUUCUUUUUAAUUUCUCCGUUUCACUUCUCAAAUGAUUAAUGGAAAGGGGACUUGCGAGAACAACCUCGCCCAAGUCGCCUCUGCCGAUCCUUUGGAUUUAUCCCAUUUGAGAUCGGACGGCGCCUCCACUGCAUCGUCGCCGCACUACUCAUCUUGUGGAGAAUCCCAAUUCGAACGUUAUUGCAGCGCGAACUCGGUGCUUGGAACUCCGAGUUCGAUAGCUACAUUCAAUGAUUGUUUCGGAGAAUCCGAGUUCGGGUCAGUGAGGAGUAUUAGUGGUUUUGCAUUAGGUGAUGAUUUUGAGAGUUUCAGUCUGGAGGGUAACCCAAGAGUUCCAUCUAAUCGGAUAAUUGAGUUUGGGAAAGACAGAAUCGAAGAAGGUAGCUCUUCAUGUUUGGAUGUGAAUUUAAGGAAGGGAGAUGGGAAUUUGUCAAGAUAUGAGCAGCAUUCAGAAGGGACAGAUUCGAGUUAUAACUAUGGGACGGAUGAUGACGAAUGUAAGAAUAAUUCUUACUAUAGGAAGAAAGAAGAUGAGAAUAAGAAUGUGAACGAGAAUCCUUUGGGGAUUAAUUCGUCUGUGGCGUUUGGUGGCAAUGAUUGGGAUGAUUUUGAGCAAGAAGUGGGCAUGGAUGAUCUGGCUUCUUUCAUGCUAGAUGCGUCCAUCGCUAGGAAAAAAGUCCAAGGUGGGGAUGAAUUGCAAGAGAAUUUUGAUACUUCUGGUGUAUUUCCUUCUGGUUUUUCAAGUCCAGGUGAAACCGAAUUUGUAGAAGUAAAAGACAUUUCUGUUGCUGAAGUUACAGUAGAAGAGGCAAAAUGUUAUUUUUUAGAUGCUGUCAGUUCUCCAAUGUCGAAAGAUAUUCCUAUUACUAGAAUUCAGCUCCAAGAUGCUGAUGAUGAUGUGGGCUAUCUACAAACUUGCUCUGUUACUGAUGUCUUCGCAAUGGACCCGGAUCCGCAGGUAGAAAAAGCCCCCGUGGAUAUAGGAUUGAAUGUUGUCGAUUCUGAUAGGGAAAUCGACAAGUGUAAAGCAGAACUGGAUGCCCUCAAUGAUUGUGUCCAUCCAGUUGACUCUCCUCAAAAAGCAAAUGCAGAGCUGUAUGACGAUUGCAAACCAGAUGCUCCCAUAUCUACUAGUGAAAGUGUAGCGAGCACUACACUCAAGAAUCGUCCUGUGCCAGUAGAUGAAUUUGAAGAACAUUCUGGAAUGGUUAAGAUGAAGAAUCUUGAGCUAAAUGAAUUUUAUGAUGAGGUUGUCCAUGACAUGGAAGAAAUUUUGCUUGAUUCUGUUGACUCUCCUGGAGCCAUGUUUUCUCAGGGUAAUAGUAUUUACCAACCACAGUUACCACUUCCUCCAAGAGAUGGAGGUUCAAAUCCCUCUACUUCGGGUGCAGACGAUGCUCACCUGCACUCUGCACGUCUACUGAGAAUAGAUCAUGUUGAAGUGGUGGGUGCAAAGCAGAAGAAAGGGAAUGUCUCCUUUAGUGAAAGAUUAGUUGGGGUAAAGGAAUACACUGUGUAUAAGAUAAGAGUGUGGACUGGCAAUGACCAGUGGGAGAUUGAACGCAGAUACCGUGAUUUCUGUACUCUUCAUCGUCGCUUAAAAUCGACAUUCUCUGAACAAGGUUGGAUUCUUCCUCCUCCCUGGUCAUCUGUAGAAACAGAAUCUAGAAAGUUAUUUGGGAAUGCGUCUCCAGAUGUUGUUUCUGAAAGAAGUGUUCUUAUUCAAGAAUGUCUACGUUCCAUUAUCUAUUCCAGAUUUUCUUCUAACCCUCCAAGUUCAUUGAUCUGGUUUUUGUCUCCUCAAGAUGCAUUUCCUGGCAUCCCUCCAUCCAAUACCAAUUUGUCGCAAACUGCUUUAUUUUCAAGAGGGCGAGACACUAAAAAUAGUUCUCCUUUAGGGAAGACUAUAUCGCUUAUUGUUGAAAUUCGAGCUCCCAAAUCAACGAAACAGAUGUUAGAAACCCAACAUUACACUUGUGCUGGAUGCCACAAACAUUUUGAUGAAGAAAUGACUCUGCUGCGAGAUUUGGUCCAAUCAAUUGGAUGGGGAAAGCCUAGACUUUGUGAAUACACUGGGCAGUUGUUUUGUUCUUCCUGUCAUACAAAUGAGAUGGCAGUCUUACCAGCAAGAGCGUUGCAUCAUUGGGAUUUUACUCGAUAUCCAGUUUCUCAAUUGGCUAAAUCAUAUCUGGAUUCUAUACGUGACCAGCCCAUGCUUUGUGUCAGUGCAGUUAAUCCCUUCCUAUUUUCAAAGGUUCCGGCUCUGAACCAUGUUAUGGGCAUCAGGAAAAAAAUAGGAAAGAUGCUUCCCUAUGUUCACUGUCCAUUUCGUAUGUCGAUAAACAAAGGACUUGGAUCUCGAAGAUAUCUUCUUGAAUGCAAUGAUUUUUUUGCACUUAGAGAUCUCAUUGAUCUAUCCAAAGGAGCUUUUGCAGCUCUUCCUGUUAUGGUGGAAACUGUAUCAAGGAAAAUUGAGGAGCAUAUUGUAGAGCAGUGCCUCAUAUGUUGUGAUGUGGGAGUCCCCUGCAACGCUCGCCUUUGUAAUGACCUGCCUUCUCUCAUAUUUCCUUUUCAGGAAGGUGAGAUUGAAAAGUGCAUGUCCUGUGGAUCAGUUUUCCAUAAGACCUGCUUUAAAAUGAUUGCAAACUGUCCUUGUGGGGCACUACUUAGAGCAGAUGAGGCUAUGAGGGGUUCAAGUAGUUCUAUUGGUGGUUUGAGUUUUGGGGCCAAUGGAACAUUGGGCUCGUUAGGGAAGAGGUCAAGCGGUGAAUUGUUGCCUGUGGGUUUCCUCUCUAGACUAUUUUCAAAGACAAAGCAAGAAGGGAUGGAGCACAAAGACAACGAAAAUACCAUUUUAAUGGGUUCUCUGCCAGGCAGUUAUUUGUGAUCACAUGUGUUGUAUGCUAUGUACAGAGUUUGAUUUCAUGACUGGGAAUUCAUUUGUUUGACCUUGGUUCAUAUAAUCUAAACAAUCAAAACUCGUUGAUACCAAUUUUACCAAGUCUAUGGUGAGAUUCCUAACAACUUUUCUUUGACAUUUUGUGCUUUUGUUAUCAAUAAAUAUCUUCCAAUUUGCGCCCUUAAGUACAGUUUACUUCAUCUCCUUCCUGUUGUAUUAAAUGGAAGCCUAUGUUGUUGCAGCAGGUGCUGACGGCUGAUCAGCCAAGCCUCUUCAAUGAAACAUAAAGAAAGCUGUCUGAACGGGCAUCAUAGAUUUACGAAACUGGUGGUGGUCUAAG
Hibiscus syriacus is the source of this 3344-nucleotide messenger RNA. RefSeq lists its product as uncharacterized. Lineage: Eukaryota; Viridiplantae; Streptophyta; Magnoliopsida; Malvales; Malvaceae. Gene Ontology annotation, molecular function: phosphatidylinositol phosphate binding. The record is from RefSeq and is a predicted model, not a curated record. Gene Ontology annotation, cellular component: intracellular membrane-bounded organelle.